Symbiodinium sp. CCMP2592 is the source of this 435-nucleotide messenger RNA. Lineage: Eukaryota; Dinophyceae; Suessiales; Symbiodiniaceae. The record is from the annotation of a GenBank genome assembly.
AUGUACAGGGAGCAGUCCUUCUCCUCCACCCAGACCGGAAGUUGGGAGACAAGCGAGGGCAGCCCAGAGCGAAAGGAAGGCAGCUUGCCUCGUCCGAGGACUUGGCACCCUGCCACCCGGGACUACAAACUCAAGAUGAUGGCGAAGACCUUCUUGCAGGCGAACGGCUUCAUGCACAUCAACGAAGCCCAGCAUUCGUGGGGCUACCCAUUGCAUGUGGCAGUCUCCCAGAACAAGCCUGCGAUUGUGAAAGCUUUGUUGCUCCUGGGCGCGCGGCGCAAUGUGAAGACGCGGCGGGGCCUCACCCCGGAGGACCUUGCACGGCGCAGCGGCUUCCAAGAAGUCCUCAAUGUUUUGGAACAGGCGACGCUUCAGAAAGCGAGCACGCUUGAAAGUUUUUGCUCGACGGAUGGCAUGGCGAGCAUCCAAUCGUGA